AUGCCUCGGUCAGAGCAAGUUGCAAUCACUCCAGGUCUGAGCCUCACCAGCCGUGAAGCUGUCCUGCAGAGUGUGAACAAGACGACGACAGUCAACAAUCGUCAGUCAGAAUCAGAAUGGACAAAGCCAGAGUCUCGGCUCCUUUGCAAUCUGAAUCAGUUUUGCUCAGAUCUAAAUCACACUUGUAUAACCUGCAAUUCAUCACCAAUUGCAGGUGAGAAAUUGAAACGAGCAGCGAAAAGACUGAAGAGGAUUUUACCAGGCAGAUCAUCGAGGGAAGAUGAUCUGAACACGGGAUGCAAGGUACCAAAGCAGGGUCAGAUUGAGAGCGGUGUCCCAAUGGAAUGCGGUCUGGCCGCAGAGGAGGAGGAGCAAAUUCAGCCCAGAGACAGUGGCGUCAGAGACACUGAUCAGGACCCUGGAACCGGCACAAGUGAGGCGACUGUCUAUCAGCCCAGAGACAGUGACGUCAGAGACACUGAUCCGGACCCUGGAACCGGCACAAGUGAGGCGACUGUCUGUCAGCUCGGAAGCUCAUUGAACACAGAACUGUCAAGUCCCCAAGAAGGAGCAGAGCCAGAGUUUACAAUCUCUGAACUCCUGGCAGAAGGGGAGGAAUAUCGACUGUACCAACUGACAAAGUUCUACAGGGACAGACUCAAACAAGCAAUUGAAGAAAAGGUUGAGAGACUGGGUUGGAUGUUGACAAAGGAGGGACAUUUCAGUAGAGAAGAAAAUGAGAAAGUCACUGAGCUGACAGAGAAGGGAAACCGGGCAGAGAGUUCCAGACUCUUCCUCAGUCUGGUGAAUGGCAAAGGCUCCCGGGCCCGGAGGGCGAUGUGGGAAUCCUUUCUGAUGUGGAGGACUGAGUUACCGAAGUUGGACAGAAUACUGAGGGAAAUACAGGAACUCGGUCCUGAUCCACAAGAAUACUUCAACAUCGGCCAAGGUUUACCUGAAUUACCCACUCAGCUGAUAGAUGUUCAACAGAAACACAAGGAGACUCUGCGGGCGCAAACUGAAACACUGAGAGUGAACACGAUCCUGAUGACGGAGAAGGUGAAGGUUUUCCAGCUGGCUGAUCGAUACGCUGAGCUCACGGUCAUUUCUACUGUUCGAGAUCGGACACUGGUGGAACAUGAGCUGCUGGCAAGAGGCAGAGACCAUGAGGAUUAUAGAGAGAAACAACUCCGCAGUCAGCUGGAAAAAAUCCGUACUGAUCAGUUAUUCCAGAGCAGCUUUUCCCGGAGUAAAUCCAAAUCUGGGAGUUCAGCAGCAGUGGCCGGAGUCCCGGGGAUCGGGAAAACAACGAUGGUACAAAAGAUUGUUUAUGACUGGGCCAUGGGGAAAAUAUACCAACAGUUCCAGUUUGUCUUCAGUUUCAAAUUCCGAGAUUUAAACAGUAUUGACUGUCGAAUAAACCUGAAGGAACUGAUUGUGGAUCAGUAUUCUUACUUUGGGAAUUUCCUGAGAGAGGUGUGGAAGAAUCCAGAAGGAUUACUGUUUAUAUUCGAUGGUUUGGAUGAAUUCAAACACAAAAUCGAUUUUGCGGACAGUCGGAGAGAUACAGAACCCAAGCACCAGUGCCCAGAUCCCGAGUGGAGGUGUGAAGUGUCGGACAUUGUGUACAGUUUAAUCCAGGGCAAGCUGCUCCCAGGGUGUUCAGUGCUGGUGACCACCCGCCCCACUGCGUUACAUUUAUUGGAAAAGGCGGAUAUCAGUGUCCGGGCUGAAAUCCUGGGAUUUGUUGAUGAGGAACGGAAGGAAUAUUUCAUCAGACAUUUUGAAGAUCAGAUGGUGGUGGAAGCUGUUUUCAAUUAUGUGAAGGAGAACGAGAUCCUGUACACCAUGACCUACAACCCCUCCUACUGCUGGAUCCUCGCUCUGACACUGGGCCCCUUCUUCACACAAAGAGUCAGGGACCCACAGCGAGUUCCCAAGACCAUCACCCAACUGUACUCCUACUAUAUUUACAACAUCCUGAAAAACCACAGCCGUGAGGUUGAGAGACCCCGUGAUGUGUUACUCAGG
This is a messenger RNA of Hypanus sabinus (Atlantic stingray), 2031 nucleotides long. RefSeq lists its product as uncharacterized. The record is from RefSeq and is a predicted model, not a curated record. Lineage: Eukaryota; Metazoa; Chordata; Chondrichthyes; Myliobatiformes; Dasyatidae. The annotation marks the transcript as partial. Gene Ontology annotation, cellular component: cytoplasm. The transcript has 7 exons.